This is a messenger RNA of Juglans microcarpa x Juglans regia, 2408 nucleotides long. RefSeq names its product serine protease SPPA, chloroplastic. Bases 37 to 2091 code for a protein of 684 amino acids. NCBI's taxonomy places the organism in Eukaryota, Viridiplantae, Streptophyta, Magnoliopsida, Fagales, Juglandaceae. The record is from RefSeq and is a predicted model, not a curated record. Gene Ontology annotation, cellular component: membrane. The transcript is spliced from 13 exons. Gene Ontology annotation, molecular function: peptidase activity.
UCCUGCUCCACCUUAGUACACUCCUCGAUUACGAAAAUGUCGAAGGUCCUGCUCUUCAACUCCCCGCAUUUCACCUCCAUCCACCGCCGAACUCUGUCAUCCUUACUCACCCUCUCCAGCCCCCAUCUCACCCUCUCCCCUCUACCUUUUCAUCGACUGUCCUCUCUCUUCCUCUCAUCGCCUCCCUCUCCUCUUCCCUCCUUUCACCGCCGGACCUUCUCCGUCCGCGCCUUCGAUUCAUCCGACGAAGAAACCAAAGGAAAAGAAGUAGGGCCCGAGGUGAAUAAGGUUGAUGAUGGCGGCGAGACUUUCGCAGGUCCGCGCGAGGACUACCCGACCGGUGAGUUUCAGUUCGAGGAGUUUAGCUGGUGGAGGAAGUUCACCGUGAAGCUUAAGUUGCUCAUUGCGUUCCCUUGGGAGCGCGUUCGCAAGGGCACCGUCUUGACCAUGAAGUUGCGCGGCCAGAUAUCCGAUCAGCUGAAGAGCCGUUUCUCUUCGGGACUUUCUCUACCUCAAAUUUGUGAGAACAUUGUAAAGGCAACAUAUGAUCCUCGUAUUUCUGGUAUCUAUCUCCAUGUAGAAACCUUGAGUUGUGGCUGGGGUAAAGUUGAAGAAAUCCGAAGGCAUAUCUUGGAUUUCAAGAAAUCAGGUAAAUUCAUUGUGGCUUAUGCCCCUGCAUGCCGUGAGAAAGAAUAUUACCUUGCCAGUGCAUGUGAAGAAAUAUAUGCCCCUCCAAGUGCUUAUUUUUCUUUGUUAGGUUUGACUGUUCAAGCAUCAUUCCUAAGAGGUGUCUUGGACAAAAUUGGAAUUGAGCCACAAGUGGUAAGGAUUGGCAAAUACAAGAGUGCUGGGGAUCAACUUACACGCACUACAAUGUCUGAAGAAAAUUGUGAGAUGCUGACUGCAUUGCUAAACAACAUCUAUGGGGAUUGGCUGGAUAAAGUUUCUUCUGCACAAGGGAAGACAAGGGAAGAUCUUGAGAACUUCAUCAAUGAAGGCGUUUUCCAAGUUGAAAGGCUGAAAGAAGAGGGUUGGAUAACAAAAAUAUUCUAUGAUGACGAGGUUAUUUCAAUGUUGAGUGAGAGACUAGGAAUGCAGAAAGAUAAAAAUCUUCCUAUGGUUGAUUACAGAAAAUACUCUCGAGUUAGAAAAUGGACUCUUGGUUUAUCAGGAGGUAAAGACCAAAUAGCUUUGAUCAGAGCUUCAGGGAGCAUUAGUCGUGUACGAAGUCCACUAAGUGCCCCUAGUUCGGGUAUUACUGCAGAGCAGUUCAUUGAGAAGAUUCGUAGUGUCAGAGAGUCAAAAAGAUAUAAGGCCGCAAUCAUCAGAAUUGACAGCCCUGGAGGGGAUGCUCUUGCUUCUGAUUUAAUGUGGAGGGAAAUCAGACUUUUGGCUGAAUCAAAACCUGUCGUUGCAUCAAUGUCUGAUGUGGCAGCUAGUGGAGGAUACUAUAUGGCGAUGGCAGCAGGAACUAUUGUUGCAGAAAAUCUAACCUUGACUGGUUCUAUCGGAGUUGUGACAGGGAAGUUUAACCUGGGAAAUCUGUAUGAAAAGAUUGGCUUCAACAAGGAAAUCAUAUCAAGGGGAAGAUAUGCUGAGCUCCUUGCAGCUGAAAACAGGCCUUUCAGACCGGAUGAAGCAGAACUCUUUGCCAAGUCUGCACAGAAUGCAUAUAAGCAAUUUCGGGACAAGGCAGCCUUCUCCAGAUCAAUGCCUGUGGAAAAGAUGGAAGAGUUUGCACAAGGAAGGGUUUGGACGGGUAAGGAUGCAGCUUCCAGAGGCUUGAUUGAUGCUAUUGGUGGACUUUCUCGUGCUAUUGCUAUAGCAAAACUGAAGGCUAAUAUACCUCAAGACAGACGGGUUACUGUAGUGGAGCUUUCAAGACCCUCCCCUAGUCUUCCAGAGAUCUUAAGUGGCAUAGGGAAUACUCUUGUUGGAGUUGACAGAACACUGAAAGUACUGCUGGAAGAAUUGACCUUUUCUGAUGGAGUUCAAGCCCGGAUGGAUGGAAUUAUUUUUCAAAGACUGGAGGGAUAUGCUUAUGCCAAUCCCAUCUUCACUUUGCUCAAGGAUUACCUGAGUUCCCUCUAAACUCAUGUCAUCUUCUUCUGCCUCAAAAUCUAUUUAAAGUUAUGAUGAUUUUGGCGCGGAGAGGAUCGUUUACAUGGUCUGGAAAUAUGAAGGUGAAAUGAAAGUAAACAUGGUAAGAUUUAUUUUUCUUUCCUUUCGUUUCCCAUUGUCUUGGCAAUGCUAUUUUAUGUACAUAUUCAGGCAUAUAUUGCAUUAUAAACAUUCAGGCAAUACAAAGUUGUAUGCAUUGAUAGGCUUUCACUCAACCGGAAUAUUGAUGUAAAUGAUUCAUCACAUUAAGCAACCACAUGUUUCAAAGUUAAAAUAAUUUUUUAUGA